This is a messenger RNA of Ixodes scapularis (black-legged tick), 5218 nucleotides long. Its product is annotated as dual specificity protein phosphatase 18. Gene Ontology annotation, biological process: protein dephosphorylation. The record is from RefSeq and is a predicted model, not a curated record. The coding region runs from base 390 to 1064 and encodes 224 amino acids. Gene Ontology annotation, cellular component: cytoplasm. The transcript is spliced from 2 exons. Gene Ontology annotation, molecular function: protein tyrosine/serine/threonine phosphatase activity. NCBI's taxonomy places the organism in Eukaryota, Metazoa, Arthropoda, Arachnida, Ixodida, Ixodidae.
GCACAGGCCUUUUCUUCUAGGGUGAAUGCUCGACCACUCGUCUGGAGUUUGUUUUGUUCAUAACUUGUCAACUUUAUCUGCGGAUAGCGAGCGAAAGGUAGCAGAAAAAUCAAAACCGAGAAAAACGUUUAAGAAAGACCUAGACCAUCUUCCAGCAGUUCCAGCACUUGCUUUACCUUGCCUUGGCCUUGCCGUCAAAUCAAAGACGAGAACGACAACUCCGACAACUCCGACCACACCGACUCCGCUGCGAUGCUAGCCGAGUGUCGAGGAAAGAAGAAAACAUGGCUUGGCAGGACCGUGGGUAGGGCAUGCGGCUGAAGUGCUGUCGGGCGCUUGUCCGCCAAGCCGGGAAGAUAGGGCCCCCGUGGCUGUGGUGAUAUGCCGUAAUGACGACGACGCCGGUGUUGGGAGCAUACAACUCGCCCAGUUUCAUGCAACUGCGCCAGCAGCGUCGGCUGUCUCGUCGGCUGCCAGUGGCUGCACUCCAGGAGAGGAUGGCCUUCAACGUUGUCUCCCAAGUGACCGACUACCUGUACCUAAGCGGCAUCCGUGCCAUCACUCUCACUGCUGUGCGCACCAUCGGCAUCACGACCAUUAUCAACUGCAGCAUCGACCUGCCGGACCUGCCCAUGGGCGCCGACAACAUCCACUUUAUCCGCGUCCGAGUGGACGAUUCGCCACUCUUCGACAUGUCCGUCUACUUUGACCCCAUCUCGGACCGCAUCCACGAUGUGUACCUGCAUGGCGGCAAGGUGCUGGUGCACUGCAUGGCCGGCGCCAGCCGCUCACCCACCCUUUGCCUCGCCUACCUGAUGAAGUACCACCGGAUGCGGCUCCGCGAUGCCUUCCGCUACAUCAAGGCACGCCGUCCCGUGGUCCAUCCAAACAACGGCUUCUUCAAGCAGCUCAUCGACUAUGAGAAGCAGCUGUUCGGCUCAGCCUCCGUCGAGAUGGUUGAGAUGCCCAACCUGGGGCCCGCAUAUGGGCUCAUCCCGGACGUUUACCUCGAGGAGUGCAAGGGACUCAUCUGGCUGCACAGCAUCAAGGGCCUCUCGCAGUGAGCGGCCGCCCCUCCUGCUGGAAGUGUCUUGCAUUCCGGGGAUUCAAUUUGGCUGCGUCGUUUCACGUUGUAAAUUGACUUCUGUGUUCCGUGCUAACGUUACCCGUGUCUGAGAUGCACCUUUCCAGUAACUGUGCUACCUCCGAUGGGCUCGUGGCAUCGUUUGUCUAAAGGUCAUCGGUCCAUUGUGAUGCAAGAUAUCUGGGAGAUUAACUUUCCGCACGUCCAGAGAAGCGUUAUCACUUCCAAGCAUGCUUCCUUCCUUCCUUUCCAUGUGCUGUCUUCCACUCUCUUGCUGUGUUCACGAGCAUGUAAAGAUCCAUGCUGCCCCUACAGAGACCUGUUGCAGCACGGGUUAUCUGACGUAUUCAUAUAAGUGUUCAAUGUCCUACUACAUCCCACUGCGAGAUGUGGACACCGUGCUGAUCUUGACCCUAGGACUCGCGUAAAAGGCUCCUAUGAGCCUUCUGCAGUGGUGGAUUCAUUCCCCUUGAAGUAAUAUUAUAACUAAAAAGACAGCAAAUGGAUACUAUGUUAAAUGCACACAUACUGUAAUCAAAAUUGUCAGGAUAUUCUUAGUAAAUAUGGUGGUCAUAUUUUUACUCAACUUUCUAGCCUCUGUGCUGCAAAUUGAUCAAUAGGUGAUAGUAGACCUACUAAUAAGCCAUGCAAAAAAAUUAAGCAUGCUAUUCUUGUGACACUAUGCAAAAUCAUGCUGGUCAACUAGUCAUUCUAUCUUGAGAUCUCUUGCAAUUUUUUUUUACUCCAUGAAUCUCUUCUGUGUUUAUGGGUAAUCUAACACGGUAAAACUAUAGUGUAAUUAUGCACGGGGGUACGGGUUCCUACUUCCCGCUGUUGUAUAGCAAUGGAAAGUUUCAUUGCAGGUGUUGGAUUUCCAAAAUGUUGGAACAUUGUUGUUGUAAUCUUGUUUCUCUUUGCUUUUGAAAUAUAUUCAGAUCAGUCUCUAUACGUGCUGCAGACCAUGCACUUCCUUCCUCAUACUGUCAGCAAAUGCCACAGCACAGCUUUGAUAAGGAAAAUUAUGAAGCAUAGUAUACACAAACUGUCAAUAGUUUAUGUUUUACCAUCAGUGUUCAGUAGACUGAAGUGGGAUUGCUGAAACACUGUACAUGUCACAGAGAAGGUAGCAGAUUAGGCAGUAUGUAUAGAAAAUUGCAAGCAUGGUGGCCUGGCUGGUGCCCCAUCAGUGCAAGCAAGUGUAGUGGGCAUGUGGACGUAGCUUUGGCAAGCUUGCAAUUGCACAAGCUUGCUCGCACAAGCAGAGACAUGGUGGCGGCCAGUUGCCCUGCUUGCAAUCGUGUAUAGGGUCUUAACGCUCUUAUGUAAAAUUAUUGAUAUAGUAAAAGCUAAAGAGAAGCUGAAGAGGUUCCUCAAAAUUUGUGCAGCACUUUGGUCAUGCUCAACGAAAUUGUUAACAGAAACAUGCGACACCCAUGUGGUUGGUGCCUUUAUGGGUCAUGUAGUCGCAUGACCGUGUGAUGUGACAUCACGUCUCGUGAUAACACUGUGUCGCAUGGUGUUGCACGACAUCACAGGUUGGCGUCUGGUCGCUUUUUUGUGUUGGUCUUUUUCCUACACAGCCAACCCUUGGUGUGCUUCAUGUUAAAAAAAAAAAAGUUUGAGGUGAACUCUAGUGUAUUUCUAUUUCAUUAAAGGGGCCCUGCAAUCAUAUUUAAGCGUCUACCUUUUUUGCGGUUUCCACGUCUCUUGGGGUUCGGGCAAGCCAGCGGGCACGGAGGGAGUAACUAAAUAUCAGUGCGUCAUAUUUUAACCGGACGACGUGGAAACCUCCUCCACCGACGAGGGCAACCCGCAGUACCGAAAGCGCGCAAGAUGUGACGUCUUUGGUCCUGGGCUUACUACUGGUCAGAGUCACUAAAAGCUUCUUUUUAGUCGAAAUAAUUAUUCAUAAAAGUAGUUUUUGUUCAGUAUUUUAGAUCAGAAAAGAAACGAAUGCAGUUCAUAAAGUACGGAAGCAAGAAAUGACCCGUCGACAUACCAGCCACCAAGCGGUGGAAAAGGCGGCGCAUACUAGAAAGGACUAGUGGGAUCAGGCGCCGACACGGAAAAGUCCCGGAUGUACGCGGCGGCGCUGCGGUCGUAUGGACAGAAGGAUCCGACCGGCUCCGAGCGUUCCGAAGGCCUUUGCCAAGAAGCUUUGCCUUGCGGUUUGGCCGUUUCGCGGUAUGGCAGCGCUAAGUGGCUCCCAUUCUGAACUGAUCUUUCCCCCGUGUUUGCUGUCGUUUGUGGCUAAUGAAGUGUCAUGCUGAAUUAAUAUUUAAUCGCGCAGCAAAUGCAAUGAGAGCCUCUCUGGCUGCCCGCUGCAUACAGCCUAUCCAGAACAUGCUUUAGUGGCGCCCUCUCGCACCGUUGACACGGAGUGCGGCAGCCGUGAGCGCUCGAUGAGCUCGCUACUCCUCUAGUUCACAGCCACUCUCAAGCAACCAAGGACGUCAUGAGGGAGGUUAUUUUUUGCUUGUUUUUGUAAUUUUAAUUUGCCUAUAACUUUUAAAAUAAAGGGGAUUUCGAGAAAAGAAAAGUUUCACUAAGUUACUACAUUCGGUGCGCUCAGGUUCGGUGCAAAUUAAAAACCAGUAAAAAAGUCAUUGCAGGGCCCCUUUAAAGGGGCGGUGCAACAAUUUUCAAACUUUGGCCAAUUAACUGCGGAAAUUAAUCUGUGUCACCUAUGGAACGAAGAACAGAAAGCCAUAUUUUCUAGCGAGUGCUAGUUUUUAUUUUAAAAAAAGAAACAAGUUGAAGGUCAAAGUGCCUCUCAACUGCACGUCGCCUUUCAAGUGACAUACUGUGGGGGAUCACUUGGCUUCGCCUCUUCAGAGAUCCCAGCCGCUUCCUCCGCGAUUGUAGACUUUUAAAGGAUUAGCAUCGCCGAAGGUCAGUGCGAGCGAUCAACACAAAAGACGGUUUUCAGGUGCCCAGUGCGUGCCCGCGUAGGACACCAAUCAGUACGUCACGUUUGUAGUUGUGGCCUUUUCAAAGAAAUGAAGAGCGCACAUACAUAAGUUUGAUCGGCACUCAGGGUAUGCAAACACUACAUCUUGCAAAGCCACUAUAUCACAAAAACUAGGCAAGACCAUAAAUUCAUUGCAAGCACAUAAAUAAUCAGUACCUUAUUGAGGCGAAAGCCUUGUCCCAUUGAGUGAAAAAGUGGUGUAUAUGGCCAUAAAAAUAUGACUGAACAGCAUGCGCUGCUCAAUCGUAUGCUCGAGAAUGAUGCUGUCCUUGGCGUCGUCCUUGAGGUUGUCCUAGACCUCUAUGAUGACCUUGCUUGUCCCAUUACGCGAAAAAGCGGCGGCGUUGUGCCUGAAAGAUGGCUAUAAAAAUGUCAUGAAGCAUGUGCCGCUCACGCUCAACUGCAGGUGCGUGAUGUCGCUGCUGGAGUGCUGAAUGCAAAAGGUGCACUUCGAACUUCAUCUGUGCUCGUUGUGUGCUUCUUGCGAUGAACUGUGAGGUGACCGCGUCUACAUCUACGGCGGCUUCCACAGGCAAACGUGGCUGCCCACGCAAAUACGCCACAGCCUCCUAAGUGUCCUCCAGGCGUCAUUCUCGACGCCGUCCUAAAUGUCGUUCUUGACAUUGUCCUUGAGAUCGUUCUCGUCGUCGUCCUAGACGCCAUACUUGGCGUCUAUUUCUAGGACGUCGUCCUAAACUUUAAUACAUGUAAAAUGCUUGACUCUAAAACAUUUCUUCCGCGGGACUAUAACGCUUUCGCCUUCCUACACGUAAGCAGUCUUCAGUGUCCUGUAAUUUUUUCCUGACCAUACACGUUUAAAAGUUGAUAUUAUAUGCUAGUGGUUCUCGACAGAAAGUCUGCGGGCACCUUGGGGUCCCCGAAGGCUUUCAGAGUUCCCAAAGCCCUCAACCGAGCAAUAAAAUAUUUUUUACUUGAAGCCGGCAGUGUUGCAUGCGCACCAAGAGAGUAGUGUUGAUUAGUAUGUUUCAAAGCUUCAAAGUUGACCUCCAUGCAUUUUGUUUUUACAGCAAAGCUGUUAUACACCAGGGUCUGGGAAAAAAUGCGUCCUCAUAUGUUGACAGAAAAAUUCCCAUUGGUCGUGGCAAGUAUGAAUAAAUAAAAACAGAGGGGUCAAGUAUGAAUAAAUAAAAACAAAAAGGUGG